This is a messenger RNA of Danaus chrysippus (African queen), 2862 nucleotides long. Lineage: Eukaryota; Metazoa; Arthropoda; Insecta; Lepidoptera; Nymphalidae. The record is from the annotation of a GenBank genome assembly.
AUGACGAAGGACAGUUAUGAGAUGAACAACCGUCUGUCUCGAGGCGGGUCGCUGUUCGGUGGGGAUCCUCAGGUGCAAUUGCGAACCGCGCUCCGUUCCAACGACUACGGAACAUUCAAGAAGCUAGUCAGUUACGGUGCCGUCGACCUUGAAUACGUGUACCCGUACCCAGACUACAAGACCUGCCUAGAAAUAGCAGUUUCAGAACCAAAUAAAAUCGAAUUCAUCAAACUUCUUCUCCAGCAUGAAGUCCAAGUUAAUAAAAUCAACGAAACACAUGGCGGAGCGCCGAUACAUUUCGCUGUUGAGAACGGUAACGCCGAGGCUUUAGCAGUACUCCUAGAAGAUGAUAGAAUAGAUUUGGACACGAGGUGGAAAGGCAACACCGCGCUACUGAUGGCCAUCAAACAGAUACAAGAUUUAGACGAAGAUCGGGAACACGAUCUAGAUAUAUACGAGGAUAUGGUGGAGAAGCUUCUUAAAGCUGGAUGCAACGCUAAUUCCCCAGAUCUGAGAGGUAUAACACCUGUAUAUUCAGCAGCCAAGCAAGGUCUAGAGAGGGUCGUCACUCUGAUCUUAGACUAUUCAAAAGAUCCAAUCGAUUUAGACACGUAUAAAGAUAUAAAGGGUAAGACAGCAAGGUACUAUUUGAAAGAGGCAUUUCCACAUUUACUGCCAAAAUUUGAUUCCGCUAUAGAGAACAUUGAGCCCAGUAUUGACAAAGAUUUACUGUUUUCAUAUUUACUAAGACAUGAAGAAGAUAAUUUUAUAAGAGACUUCACUAAAUUGAGUAGGAAGAACGAACAUCGACCCAUGCUUGCGGCUGACAACGGCAUGAAUACGAUGUUGCAAUUGGCAGUUGAUAAAGGAUUGGAAAAGGUCGUGCAAACGUUACUCAAUGCGGGUGCAGAUGUGAACGCAACUUGUUCAGGAAACAAUAGACGACCCAUCGCUAUAGCGUGCCACAAUGGAUAUCAUAAGAUCCUUAAAAUGUUUAUAGACAGCGAAUCAAGUCUAUUCGACCCGGUUAACAGCGAAUCUCUGGUGCAAAUCACUGUUAAAGGAAUGCGUAAAGCUGUUGAGAGUCCAAAAAUCAAUUUCAAAGCUUGUCUGAAUUUAUUAUUAAAACAUCCCAAAGUUAACGUCGACAUCAACCACCAAGACAUGAAGGACAAUACAGCGCUACACUAUGCUGCAAGGAAUGGAGACAGCGAAACUGUAUUAGAUUUACUGAGAAACGGAGCGUGUGUUGGUCUCAAUAACGCGUUUGAUGAACCCCCGUUAGCCGAUAUUAAUGCAAAAACAUUAGAAACCUACUUAGACGAAUGCAUUACAACGAACAGCGAACGACCGAGUGACGAGAAUUACGAAAUACAUAUGAAAUACAGCUUUCUGGUGUAUCCGAAUAAUUCAUUAGAAAAUGAAUUGUGCCAGAUGCCUCUGAUGGAAAAUUCGAACAAUAAUAAUAACAGCAUCAGAAAGUGUGACGCCAUACUAGCUCCAGAAACGGAAGCGCUCUUAUAUAUGACAAGAAAUGAGGAAUUGCGACCGCUCCUAAAACAUCCAGUCAUAACAAGUUUCCUUUACUUAAAAUGGCAACGGAUAAGUUGCCUGUUCUAUGCAAACAUAACCUUUUACUCUCUUCUGUGGCUGUGUUUGAUUCUAUAUAUCAUAUUAGGCUAUGGAGUGGAAGGUCAGAAAAAUAAAUCUGUUGAAGCCCUGAAUGUUUUGACGCACGUAGGAGCAGUAAUUGGAUUGAUACUUUUGAUUAUGCGCGAACUGUUCCAACUACUCGUAUCACCGACGCGAUAUUUGCAGAGUAUAGAAAAUUGGAUGGAGAUAGCUCUGAUAUUUGUCACAGCCUGGAUUCUUGGUUAUGACGCUGCAGAGGAAUCCACUAAACAACAAUUAUCAGCUGUCGCCAUAUUACUAUCAUCAGCUGAACUUGUUCUGCUAAUCGGUCAAUUCCCAACACUAUCAACAAAUAUUGUAAUGCUGCGAACUGUCUCUUGGAAUUUCUUUAAGUUCCUUCUCUGGUAUUGCAUUCUAAUAAUUGCAUUCGCUCUUAGUUUCUAUACGCUGUUCAGAAAAGUUAUUUCCGAACAAGAUCAAAAGGCGCCGAAUCUUAACGAGGCAGCUUCAGAGGAUGAGGAUGAAGAUUUCUUUGAAGACCCUGGCAGUUCCUUGUUUAAGACGAUCGUCAUGUUGACUGGUGAAUUCGACGCUGGCUCUAUAAAGUUCAGUACCUUCCCAGUGACGAGUCACCUUAUAUUCACAGUUUUCGUGUUCAUGGUGCCCAUAGUAUUGUUUAAUUUAUUAAACGGUUUAGCUGUCAGUGACACUCAAGAGAUAAGAGCGGAUGCUGAGUUAGUGGGUCACAUAUCACGUGUUAAACUCAUUUCUUACUUUGAAAGCGUUCUCAUUGGUAAAGCCUACACAAAGCCAAGAAAAUGCUGGUCGUGGCUGCCGUCAUACUUACAGAAUUUACAUUUCGUCAAACCCCAAAUGUUGUGCAUCAAGCCGUUCGCCAGGCGGAUAUGUCUGUUUCCACACUUUCUGCCAAAGUUUCGUAUAAUAGUGAUGCCGAAUCAGAACAAUCGAAUUGAAAUACCGAAACCUGAACCGCUCAUGAAGGCUGGCGAUGAUUACGAGGAUAUAGAGGGUGGGCAGUGUUGUUUUGAACGAUGUCAAUCCUUGAGAUUGGAACGAAGAAUAGUUAAAAACGCUAAAUUUAUUAUAAGCAGAAGAACACACAUUUCAGAAUUCGACGAAAUUAAAUCAAGACUUUCUACGUACGAAAAUAAAAUUAAUGGUUUGGAAGUUGCAUUGAAGAAGAUUCUAACACGAAUGGACAUACCUUAA